Messenger RNA from Volvox carteri f. nagariensis, 2947 nucleotides. RefSeq lists its product as uncharacterized. NCBI's taxonomy places the organism in Eukaryota, Viridiplantae, Chlorophyta, Chlorophyceae, Chlamydomonadales, Volvocaceae. The annotation marks the transcript as partial. Gene Ontology annotation, biological process: carbohydrate metabolic process. The transcript has 22 exons. Gene Ontology annotation, molecular function: hydrolase activity, hydrolyzing O-glycosyl compounds. The record is from RefSeq and is a predicted model, not a curated record.
UGUCACGGCAAGCGAGCUGGUGUGGGACCUGCCUCUGAAGCCUGGCGCCCGGCGGGUGGGGGCGCUGGUUCACAAGGGCGAACAGAAAGCUGCGUCCGGCGAGGUCGACAUCACCGCCACCACUGCAACUGGCAAUGGUGCUGGUGUCAACCUCGAGCUGGCGGCCAAGGUGGUUGGAAGCAACGGUAACGGCAACAGCAAAGUUGGUGAUACGGUUGUGGUUGUUGUUCAGGAGGUAUGGCUGGUAGGUACGGAGCACCGGGCCUACUACUCCCCCCCGGAUAUGAGCCAGGUGCCGGCCGGGUCGGUCAACAAGCAGGCGGCGCAUUGGGUAUCUCCCGGCUUGCUGCUGUGGCGCCAGGCAGCCCAGGACGCCGGGGGGCCCCGGGCCUUCCGACUGCACUUCCACAGCCGGGGGUACGGCUGGAUCAACGGCGUGGGGGUCCAGGGUACCGAGGCGAGCUGGGAGCUCACCGCAGCGCCGCCGCAGGCCGCCAACGAUGCCAUCAAGCGCUUCCCGCACCUGUACGGCACCACACCGCUAGUCGUACCGCCGGAGGCGGCAGCACGAGUUUCGGAGCUGGUGACAGGGCAGCUCCUGGUUUCCGUACAUGAUGCGAUGGGGGGUGCCCUGGAUGCGACCGGCGUACAGGUAGAUGAUGUGGUGGGGGUCCAGGGUGUGCUUGACGAGACGUUGACGUACGACGGUCCGCUGGGUGACCACCCCAACCCCGCGACGGGGGGGCAUGCGAUCACAGUAUGGGCCCCCACCGCCACGGACGUCAAGCUGCUGCACUACCGGGCAGCUCGAGGAGGGACCGCCGAGGUGUUUCAGAUGUCCCGUGGGUCGGGCGGCACCUGGAGCAUGCCACGUCCUGCCGACUGGCUCUGGUCGUACUACACCUACCGAGUCACCAACUACUGCCCCUGGACGGCGCGAUUUGAGACCGUUGAGGUAACGGAUCCGUACAGUCGGGGCCUGGCGGCGGACGGUGCUCGUACACAGAUGGUGGAUCUGUCGGAUCCCGCCACCAUGCCGGGGGGGUGGCUGGAGCACCUGGCCCCCUCCCUGGAGCAGUGGACUGACGUAUCCGUGUACGAACUGCACGUCCGGGACUUCAGCAUUACGGACGAAUCUGUCCCGGAACAUCUUCGUGGUAAGUACCUGGCCUUCUGCCCCAAGCGGGUGGUUGCAGCCGCGGCUGUAGCAAGGGGGGGCUUGAAGGCGGCGGCAGCAGCAGGGGGGCUAAGUGCGGGUUUGGCGCAUUUAGCUGCAUUGCGUGCCGCUGGCCUCAACCACCUGCACCUCCUGCCAACGUACGACUUCGCUACGGUUCCGGAGCGGCCUGAGGAGCAGCUGACGGUCAAGGAGGACUUGUCUGUGUACCCGCCGGACUCGCCCGCCCAGCAGGCUGCCGUACUUGCGGUCGCAGAUUCCGACGGAUUUAACUGGGGGUACGAUCCCGUACAUUACGGCGUACCGGAAGGGUCGUACGCCACGGAUCCAGACGGAAUCGCCAGGAUACGGGAGUUUCGGGAGAUGGUGCAGGCUCUUCACUCCCAGGGCUGGCGAGUGGUCCAGGACGUUGUGUACAACCACACCUUCGCCUCCGGACCAUCUAGUCGGUACUCCGUGUUGGACAAGAUCGUCCCCGGCUACUACCACCGGCGGCACGAGGACGGCUCCAUGUGCGACUCCACGUGCUGCAACAACACGGCCACAGAGCACGUCAUGUGCGAGAGGCUGGUGGUGGACGACAUAACGCAUUGGGCCAGAAACUACAAAGUGGACGGAUUCAGAUUCGACAUCAUGGGUCACCUAAUGUUGAGCACCAUGACCAAGAUACGGACAUCCCUGGACGCCCUCACACCUGAAAAGGAUCACGGUGUUCGCGGCCGCUCCAUCUACCUGUACGGCGAGGCAUGGGACUUCGGCGAGGUGGCGGGCAAUCAGAGGGGCCGUAACGCGGCCCAGAUGAACUUGGCGGGCACCCGGUUGGGCGCCUUCAACGAUAGGCUGCGGGACGGAGCUCUCGGAGGGGGCCCCUUCGCACCCCCGCAGUUCCAGGGGCUGGUUACGGGCCUGUUCCUGGCCCCUAACCCCGCUGCCCAGUCAGAUCAGGGGGGCCCUGACGACCAACGAGCUGAGCUGCUGGUACUCACUGACUGGGCUCGGUCCGCAUUGGCUGGGAACCUGAGGGUCUACCCUCUGCAUCUGUGUGAUGGCUCCACGCGCGCUGGCGAGGAGGUCCUGGCCCACGGGUUUCCCCUGGCGUACGGCGGCCUGCCGUGCGAGCACGUGGCCUUUAUUGGCUGUCACGACAACAAAACCAUGUUUGAUCAGAUCAUUGAGAAGGCCCCGGCCAAUGUACGUGGCGACUGGUUCAACCGUAUCGACUGGACCGCCUCCUCCCACAACUUCGGUGUGGGUCUCCCCGUGGCCACCAAGAACGGCGGCGCCUGGGGCUACAUGCGAGCGCUCCUGGGGCAGGCGGACAGGAUAAGGCCCUCGCGACAGCAAAUGAUCUCCACCACCAAGAUAUUUCAGGCUCUGCUCCGAGUGCGCUACUCGUCACCGCUGUUCAGGCUGGCGGCCACUGCUGAUGUCGUACGGCAGGUGGCGUUCUACAACACCGGUCCGGAUCAGAAACCCGGACUCAUUGUCAUGGAGCUGGUCAGUGCGCCGUACAGUGACGGUGACGCGUUUCAAGGUGUGUACGAUCCCAUGUACGAGCGCCUGGUAGCGGUCUUCAACUGUGCGCCGUACACCAAUGAUGUGCCGUACCCGCCCGGUGUGGCGCCGGGCGGCAGCCUGCAGUUGCAUCCCGACCUGGCGGGUGUUGGCGACCCCCGGCUCUCCGCCGCUACUGCCGACGACGUCCACCGCAAGCUGCACGUGCCCCCACGCACCACCGCCGUAUUCGUACAGCAGCGGAAGAGCCCCUAG